Molecule: messenger RNA, 2280 nt
Organism: Lutra lutra (Eurasian river otter)
Lineage: Eukaryota; Metazoa; Chordata; Mammalia; Carnivora; Mustelidae
Product: zinc finger protein 154-like
Exons: 4
Biological process (GO): regulation of transcription by RNA polymerase II
Molecular function (GO): DNA-binding transcription factor activity, RNA polymerase II-specific; RNA polymerase II cis-regulatory region sequence-specific DNA binding
Source: RefSeq, a predicted model, not a curated record
CUCGUGGUGGCUGUGUUUUGGGAGCUCCUCGGUUUGUUGCGGCACGGUCUGGCGGGUUCUGACCGGACCGAGAAGGCGCGAGGGGAGAGGCUGCCCCCGCCGCACAGACUGAGGCCCGCGGCAGGCGACGCCACCCGGGCUGCCCAGCGCGGGGGCCGGGGCAGGGAUCGCCGGCCCGGGUGUCCGCUCCGUCACUGAGUCCGAUGGCGGCGGCCGAGCCCAGGAACCCGGCUGAGGACAAUGUGACUUUGGAGGAUGUGGCCGUGUACUUCUCCUGGGAGGAAUGGGGUCUCCUUGAUGAGGCUCAGAGAUGCCUGUACCAUGAUGUGAUGCUGGAGAACUUGGCACUGAUAACCUCUCUGGAUUGUUUGUGUGGCAGAGAGAGUGAGGAGGCAACUUUCGGACAGAAUGUUUCUCUGGGAAGAAUGCUACAGAUCAGGAUCUCAGAGCCAAGUCCAACCACCCAGAAGAUUCAUCUCUGUGAGAAGCAUGUUCCUGUCAUUAUCUAAUUUGUACCUGGAUGAGCAUCAAGGAACACAUCCUGGGCAGAAAUCAUACACAUGUGUGGCAUGUGGAAAAUAAUUCUGUUUCAGUGUAAAUCUUCACCAACACCAGAAUGAGCACAGUGGGAGAAAACCAAAUAGUGAGAACAUGGACAGGACUUCCUUUGUGAAGACCUAUGGACGCCAUUCAUUAGGGAAGCCUUUCACCUGUGAGGAUGUUGAAAAGGACUUCUUGGCCAGUUUGGGACUUCUCCAGCAUCAGGCCACUCCCAAAGCAGUACUGAGUAUACACAGCAGUACUAAGUGUGAGGGGUCCUUUCACAGUGGAAAAAGUUCUUACAAAUGUGGUGAAUGUGGAAAAGCCUUCUGUCAUAAAUGUACACUUGUUCAGCACCAAAGAAUUCACACUUGAGAAGGACUGCUUGAGUGCAGUGAAUGUGAGAAAACCUUCAGCUAUAAGCAUACAUUUAUUCGGCAUAAGACAGUCCACACUGGAGAAAAGCCUUCUGAGUGUAGUGAGUGUGGAAAGGCCUUCAGGUUCAAAUAUAAACUUGUUCAGCACCUACGUACUCACACUAGAGAAAGGCCUUACGUGUGUAGUGAAUGUGGGAAAGCUUUUGGAUGCAAAUCCAAACUUGUUCGGCACCAGAGAAUUCACACCGGAGCACGACCUUAUGAGUAUGCUGAAUGUGACAAAUUCUUUAGACAAAGUUCCAGCCUCAUUCAACAUUGGAGAAUUCACACUGGAGCAAGGCUUUAUGAAUGUGACAAAUGUGGGCAGUCUUUUAGCCAAAGUUCUAUCCUCAUCCAGCAUCGGAGAGUUCACACUGGAGAAAGGCCAUAUGAGUGCAAUGAAAAUGGGAAAUCCUUUAGACAAAGCUCCAGCCUCAUUCAACACCGGAGAGUUCACACAGGAGCAAGGCCUUACGAGUGUAGUGAAUGUGGGAAAUCCUUUAGCCAAAGUUUUAGCCUCAUUCUGCAUCAGAGAAUUCACACUGGAGAAAGACCUUAUGAAUGCAGUGAAUGUGGGAAAUCCUUUAGCCAAAACUAUAGCCUCAUUCAACACCAUAAACUUCACACUAGAGAAAGGCAUCAGGACUGCAGCCAACCUGAGAAAGUUUUCCGCUGUCUGCUCUGAUUCAACACCAAAAACUUAAUGACUCAAAUCAGUUUUAUGAAUCAGCAGAUGUGGAAAAACCUUCCAUCCAAGAUCUAAACCCAUUCAGCAUGAAAAAGAAAUUCCACAUAAGAAAAUGGCCUUAAACGUUCAGGAAAUAGGCUCUUUCUUUGUUCAGUGUAACAGCACUAGAAAUCCUCUGUGAGGAGCCAUCUACCACGCAUUCCAGUUACAGGAAGUUUUCAGGAGCUGCAUUUCAUAUUCUGACCUGCUCAGACCUUGCCGGAAUUCUGUCACUGCCAGUGGUGGCAGAAGGUAUCUCACCUCUGACACCCAGCAGGUCCUCCUCAUGGCACGCGUGUCACCUUAGCAUGCUCAGAGAAGACAGAUAUUUGUGCUCUUCUGCUCUGUAGUGGAAAUCAUGGUCUGAACCCCUGGGGUGGGAACCUUUUCUCUGACUAGCUAUGGCAUGGACCUGAUCCACUUUUUGCCACAGAACCCAAUCCAGGAACCACUGAUAUUUUGCAAGUUUUACCCUCUUCAUGGCAUUGUUGGUCUUAUGCUAUACUUUUUAUGGAUUUUCCAGCCUCCAAGUCACUGAGGUGGGACCUGUCUUCCUCACAUUUGCUCUGAUAUGUGCAAUAAUAAACAUUUUAUUGA